GUCUGAUGUAGACCAAACUCAUAUCGUCCAUAAGACCAACUCGCCAAAACUGGAACCAAGCUCUGUGUUGCAAACCACUGGUGCUCGACGUGGCUCGCCCUCUAAUGAUGAGGAACCGUCCGAGCCGCUUGAACCUACAGAUCCAAACCUUGCAGUCGUUGAUGAGCAACCCAAAGACAAUCCAGAUCGCGCAAUAGAUCAUUCUGAGGAGCUGGGCCUUUCUGAUUCUGCUUCAUCACUGUCGAUGGCUACAGAUAUUCAAAAAGGAGUCGUUUCUUCUGCUCAGCCCCAGCCCAACUCUCCACACCAUGGUCUUCCGCACCCGGAACCUGAGACUGCCAUUCCAGAGCUAGCUAUUGCUGCCCAGACUGGGGCAUCGUCUGAAGCCAAAUCAUCCGUCAAUCUUUCUAGGUCCUCCUCACCCGGGUCUGUGGAUGAGGAGCAGCUCGAUAGCACCGCAGUCCCGCGUAAACCGCUUGAACACUCUGAUGCCGAUAGCGAAUCCGAGGUUGAAGGGACAGAGAACGAAGCUAAAACUGAACCAUCGUCCUUACCACAGACAGUUCCUGGCAAAGACGAUUCACAUUUUGCUACUGGUGAUAGACCGGAACACCGCGGAAUAUCUGUUGCUGCUGUAUCUGUCGUCCAGCCAAGCCACGGCUAUCUUGACUCCGAGAAGAUGUUGGAAACUCCUCGUACAGUUCAAGGUCGUGGACUUCAGGAUAAGCACGAAUCCUUGGAAAAGGUGUUGGGUGUCGAGCUGCCAGCCGCUUCUGACGAUGGACUCCAAAUCGAAAGCAGGUCUAUCGCCAGUUCCACAGAUGACGAAGUGGAUCGCAAGGCGACUGCGACAGCUGCCACCGAUGAUGAGAGUAACGAUGACCUCCCUGCCUCAAGGGAAAUCUCCCCCAUUGGCAUCGACAGAAUUUCUGCACCACAUCAGCCUGAAGUAGUGGAACAGCCAGCGCUUGAGGCAGAAACAUGUCAAGCCAAAAAUGCUAGAGUGGAUGGUACUGAUAUUGAAGUAAUGCCGCCUCAUGAGACCGAAAAUAUCGGGACUCGAAGAACCACUCCUGAAAUCCCUGAGUGGCCUGAUAAUGAACCUGAGGACGAUCGACCAGUGCACCGUGCCGAGUCUCAGGGGCCACCGGCUCUUACUUAUGCAACUUCAUCAGGGACAAUGAGGGGAGUUGAAGAUGAAUUCAGGGCCUUGAACGAGAGAAGUCCAGAUGAAGAGCAAAUCCAUAACUAUACCACAUUCGUUGGCCUUCGAGACCAACGUUUGCCAUCAGUGGAGCGCCCCCAUCAAGACUUGUCUGAUCACAUGUUGCACGAAGUCAAGACUCCUGACACGGAUGACACUCAAGGUUCGGAGCCAAAGCCCGUGCAAGCCGCCGAGGUGAAACCUCUAGAACUCGUCCGACCUGAACACAUGGCUGUCAAGGUUGUUGAUAUUCCUUCGCGCGACAAAGGCAAAGCAGUUGCUAGUAUACCGGAGAGUCCAAAGAGGUCUAGCUCUGCCUCACGAUCGACGCGUCUGUCCCGCGCCGAGCCGCCUCGGACAUUCCUGACACAACAGCAGCGGCCACGAAGAUCACUUAGGGUUCGUCCUGUGACAGAAGUUUACACUAAGGAUCCAAUCUUCAUCCCCGCCGCGAGCCGACCAGUAGACACCAAGCCUAUUCAGCGGCCUCAGCCUCCUCGUGCUGAAAGCGAACCAGCCAAUGUGCCAGUUCGUCCACCGCUAGUGCAUCGAUCCUUGGAGUUGCAAAGCGAUCCUUCAACGACGGCAGUGCGGAGUGAAAAGGCCCCCAGACCUCGUUCUUUCCAGGCCGAAGGCGAGUCGUCCACGGGCCAUGUGAGGCACGAUCUCAGGCAUCCAGCAGUCACAAUUGAAGAGGGGCUCCGAGAUGCUGCGUAUCGAGCUGCCCCCUCAGCUGGCUCGACUGCUGAGGCUGAAGUCCAGAGAUCGCCGAGCCCUGGCAUCGUGAUUCCAGAUGCAGAUAUGAUUGAUCUACAGCGAGCCCGCACCUUACGGCGUACACGAAAGACAUCAAUUCGACGUGCUGAGGACACGCUGGCCGCCGCCGUAGUCAUAUAUGCUACUGCAGAGGCCCUCAGUCCUCCCGGUAGCCCUUCACCUUUCAUUUACCAAAGAAACGGGGGGCUUCCUAAUCUGGAGCAUCAGAUGGAUGCCGAGCCCAAUGAUUACAAUUUUCCAGCCGUUUCUCCUUCCUUGAGGAGCUUUGAUGAUGAGAUCGAAGAACUUCACAAGUCUAAUGCUGACUUGUUUACAGACGAUAGGAGCAGAGAAUCUGACUCGUCGCGAAGCGAUAGAGACAGAGAUAGACAUCGUAGGCGCCGACAUUCUCAUCACUCGAACCGCUCCGGCGGAAGCCGUGGUGAGGAGGACAGGGAGCGCAGGUAUCGCGGCGACGACGAGAGGCGAGCUCAUCGGCCUCGGGAGGAAGACGAGGGCCGUCACCGCCGACUGUCUCACCGCGAGGGCGAGUCUCGAUAUCGUCGCCAUCGCGAAGAAGAUGAAACGCAAGCUCGCGACUCACGUGGUGAAGCUGACGCUAAACUGAGGAACUCUCGCGGUCCCGAAGAGCCAAGAACUAGAGGGUAUCGCCGAGACGAGGACUUCCGGCCACGUGAAUAUAGGAGGGCUGAAGAACCAACUUCACGUGCCCCUCCCCCCCAGGAGGAUGAGGGCCGAGAGCGCAGACGACGAUCAUCUGGUACUCAUCCUUAUCGACGCCAUCGAUCCGACACGGUCGAAUCGGGCCCUCCAGGCACGCCACCCAGAACACCGCGACGAGACAGUGGCUUUUCUGCCGACAAUAGUUCUGGAAGCUCUGGCCGCAAACGUCGAGCCCCUGAGGAACAGGCUGCCCACGACAAACGCAGAGCAGAAAGGGCAGAACGGCGAGCACGAGAGGAAGCUAGCGGAAGGCGUGAACCCUCGGGAUAUCGAGAGGAAAAGGUGAGCAAGGGCAAAGAGCCUGUUCGUGAACCAGAACCAGAACCAGAACCAGAGCCUCAGCCUCAGCCUCAGCCUCAGCCUCAGCCGCAGCCUGAACCCGAGCCGGAUCGACGACAUCGCCGCUCGCGUCGGCAUAGCAAUUCCGAGAGACCUCGAUAUGAAGAACCCAGGGAACGUCCUCGAGAGGAAUCCGUCCCGCCUGCUCCUGUGCCUGAAAAGAAGUUCUUUGCCGUCAAGAACUCGGAGGGUGUCCUGGGCAGUACCACACCGCCACGUGAGGAGCCCGUGAUCGCCGAACCUGUCAGGGAACGAACGAGGGAGGCCCCGCUGGAGGACUCACCUAAAAGGUCCUCAACACGUCAUAGACGCACUCGCCCUUCUACCGAUGAACCACGUCCUCGAUCCUCGCGCCGCCCUCGUGAGGAGCCUGCCCCUGAGCCAACCCGAGACAGGGACAGGGAACGGGAGAGAAACAGGGAGAAGAGUAAGACGAGAGAUAGGGACAGAGACAGAGAACAGGAGCCUCGACCUGUCAAACACGUCAGGAUGGACACGGAGGACUCUCGACGCAAAGCACGUCACGAAGAACGACGUAGAGCGCAAAUGAGGGAGGAAGAUAAGAAGCCAUCGGGUAUCAAAGGUGCGUUCAAGAAGCUGUUUAGCAAGUCUUGAACAGCCAAGAACGAGAGAAGGGACAGAUUGUCUUCACUUCGGUUUUUGUAGUUUGAUGAUAUUCUUUACGUAUGUAUGUGACGAUAAGGGAGGUUUUUGGGUUUGUUGACAUGAUGAUAUGAUUUCUCUGGAAGCACGACAGACACGUUUUCUCACGCCAUAAUUGCCAUAUAGAUUGACGACAAUUUAUGAUUCGUUUUAUUUAAGAAAGAGAUAUGUGCUCGUCAUCGGAGUGCUGUUUCUGUCGCCUCUUUUCAAAUGACUU
Molecule: messenger RNA, 3923 nt
Organism: Fusarium oxysporum Fo47
Lineage: Eukaryota; Fungi; Ascomycota; Sordariomycetes; Hypocreales; Nectriaceae
Exons: 1
Coding region: 245-3658 (1137 amino acids)
Source: RefSeq, a predicted model, not a curated record